Messenger RNA from Cucurbitaria berberidis CBS 394.84, 410 nucleotides. RefSeq lists its product as uncharacterized. The transcript has a single exon. The record is from RefSeq and is a predicted model, not a curated record. Bases 121 to 342 code for a protein of 73 amino acids. Lineage: Eukaryota; Fungi; Ascomycota; Dothideomycetes; Pleosporales; Cucurbitariaceae.
UAUUCUAGCCAUGUACUUACUGUACAGCCACAUCGCCCUGUCCGAGACAAACACCACUUUCGCUAUAAGCCAAGACAUUUGCAGCCUCGACGCGUAGUUUGGCUUCUUGUCCGUGUGGCGAUGACGUGGUUCUCGACGGCGCAAUCCGUCGGCUGCUCUUGUACUCGUUGGCGCAGCUUAUUACUCGGCUCGACGAGACUAUGCGCACCUGUUACGUCGAGACGGCCUCUGUACAGCUUCACCGUUCGCCUGUUUCUGCAGUCUGUAUCGUAUUCGUACGUUCGGCAAUGGCCGGCCGGAUCUGCAGAGCUGCGUUACGUUACCACCUCGAUUAGAUUCUGACACAAACGAUCGGUUCAGACAGGAACCACAAAAUGUGACACGAACCCGCUAAGCCCAUGCCAAGGGAC